AUGGGUUCCGAUCCGAGGCAGAUGUGGGAGAACCUCCAGAAGAACAUGCAGCGGGUGCAGCAGCAAGGCGCGAGGUAUGGGAAACAAGGAUACCAGCAAGCUGUAGGAGCGGUAUACUGAGUGCAUGCGAACAGAUUCGGCGGUGCUGGAGGCGGCGCUCCAGGUCCAAGAGGUGCUCUGACGGGCCUCGGUGGUCUAGUGCUACUUGGUGGUGGCGUAUGGUUCUUCAACAACGCUCUGUUCAACGGUAAACACCUCUCGCAUGCCUAGAACAACAGAAUUCUUGCUGAUGGUGUACACAAGUCGAGGGUGGUCAUCGCGCCAUCAAGUACACGAGAAUAGGUGGUGUCGGCAAGGAGAUCUACAGCGAAGGAACGCACAUUCGAAUUCCCUGGUUCGAGACACCCGUCGACUACGAUGUUCGCGCGAAACCACGAAACGUUGCAUCGCUCACCGGAACCAAGGACUUGCAGAUGGUUAACAUCACCUGCCGUGUCUUGUCGCGACCCCGGAUAGAUGCUCUCCCUCAGAUUUAUCGUACACUAGGAUCCGACUACGACGAGAGAGUACUUCCAUCCAUCGUGAACGAGGUCCUGAAGAGCGUGGUAGCCCAGUUCAACGCAUCGCAGCUCAUCACUCAGCGUGAGAACGUGUCGAGAUUAGUGAGGGAUAACCUGGUGAAGAGAGCAGCGCGGUUUAACAUUCUGCUGGACGAUGUCUCCCUGACUGUAAGUUCUCUUGCAACAGUUCUGCUUCGCAAAGUCGGAUACUGAUGCAGAUCGCAGCACCUCGCCUUCUCUCCCGAGUUCACUGCCGCAGUCGAAGCGAAGCAGGUUGCUCAACAAGAAGCGCAACGAGCUGCCUUCGUCGUCGACAAGGCUAGGCAAGAAAAGCAAGCCAUGGUCGUCCGCGCUCAGGGUGAGGCCCGCUCUGCAGAACUCAUUGGUGACGCCAUCAAGAAGAGCCGCUCGUACGUUGACCUGCGAGAGUUCGAAAACGCACGAAACAUCGCUGGCAUUCUGCAGCAGAGCCAGAACAAGGUGUACCUAGACACAGAAGGCCUGGGUCUCAACAUCAGCCAGAGCUCUGGUGAGAAGGCUGCGGGUCGGAAUCAGAAGUGA
Messenger RNA from Lecanosticta acicola, 1121 nucleotides. NCBI's taxonomy places the organism in Eukaryota, Fungi, Ascomycota, Dothideomycetes, Mycosphaerellales, Mycosphaerellaceae. The record is from the annotation of a GenBank genome assembly.